AUGGCGGAGGGCGGUGGCGGCGAGGCGGGCGAGGACGAGCCGAGGGCGCCGGGGCCGCGGCCCCCGAGCGCGCGGGACUUGCAGUUGGCCUUGGCAGAAUUAUAUGAAGACGAAGUGAAAUGCAAAGCUUCCAAACCCGAUAGACCUAAAGCUACAGGCUUUAAAAGCCCGCGAACACCACCUCAAAGGUUCUAUUCAAGUGAACAUGGAUACAGCGGAUUACAUAUAGUUCGCCCUUCAACUGGGAAAAUUGUGAAUGAACUCUUCAAAGAGGCAAGAGAACAUGGGGCCGUCCCUCUGAAUGAAGCCACAAGAGCUUCAGGUGAUGACAAAUCUAAGUCUUUUACAGGUGGAGGAUAUAGAUUGGGUAAUUCCUUUUGUAAGCGAUCUGAAUACAUCUAUGGAGAAAGUCAAUUGCAAGAUGUUCAGAUUUUGCUGAAACUCUGGAGCAAUGGUUUCAGUUUAGAUGAUGGAGAAUUGAGACCUUACAGUGACCCAACAAAUGCCCAGUUUCUGGAGUCUGUUAAGAGAGGAGAGAUUCCCCUGGAGCUUCAGCGGCUGGUCCGUGGAGGCCAUGUGAACUUGGAUAUGGAGGACCAUCAGGAUCAGGAGUAUGUCAAGCCCAGGCUGAGGUUCAAGGCUUUCAGUGGAGAGGGACAGAAACUUGGAAGCCUCACACCCGAAAUAGUCAGCACGCCGUCCUCCCCAGAAGAAGAGGAGAAGUCUCUGCUCAGCGCAGUUGUUCUCAUUGAUGAUUCAGUGCCAACGACAAAAAUUCAGAUCAGAUUAGCCGACGGGAGCCGCUUGAUACAAAGAUUCAAUAGUACACACAGGAUCCUGGAUGUUCGGGACUUUAUUGUACAGUCCCGUCCCGAAUUUGCAACUCUUGACUUUAUUCUCGUGACUUCAUUUCCAAACAAAGAGCUAACAGAUGAAAGCCUGACACUACAAGAAGCAGAUAUUCUUAACACUGUGAUACUCCAGCAACUAAAAUGAUACUGCUCCUGCCCAUGCAGUAGCACGUAGGAACAAUAAUGUGCCAUAUUAGUGAGGAAAAUACCUAGAGCGUAAAAAAUUAUUUUUAUUAUUUAUACAGAUGCAUUUUGGUUUUAUUCUUAUUCUGUCGUCUAGCUUUAGCAUAGAUGAAUUUGGACUAGGAAUAGAUUUUGAGGUAAAUAUGUUUGAGGUUUUAGUUGCAAGGGCUGUUUUCUGUUGAUAGAUUGUAAAUAUUCAGGCAGGCCAAUUUGUUACAUGCUCAGUUAAUGUAAUAGCAUUUGUUUGCAGAGAAAAUUAACAAAACCCCAUUUUGAUAAAUGCAUUUGGUGAAUUUGCACUAAAGUUCUUGAUGCUGCAUUGAUUAACAGCCAUUAAGAAAUCCUCUGAUCUGAUAGUUGAAAAUUUUUCUGUAGUGCAAUGCUGAAAAGUAUCUCUAUUCUGAUCUUGAAAUACUUUGAUCAAAUAGUUAUUCCUCCUAUUAAGAUUUACACAUCCUUUUUACUUGCUGAUUUAGCUACUUUACUCUUGCCAAAAAAUACAGUUUAGACUUAAAAUAUUUUCCAGAACUAUGACCAUCAUAAAUGAGAAACAAAGACAUCAAGGCCAGCAGUUCUUGAGAAGAUGUGUAAGACUCUGUUUUGAAAUAGAGCAGUUACAGUCUCUCAGAGCCUGCCUUGAUCACAUUCAUUUGUUCAUUCAACACAUUUGUCUAGGGUCCAGGACCCACUGUUUCUACUAAACACUGUUCUAAGUGGUCAACCCAGAAUGUAUUCUGCUCUGAGGCAAAACAAGUGUAGACAUUCAGGAGUGUAAAUCCUGUCGGCCAGACUGGAUCUGAAGAAUUACCAGCAUGAAUGUCUGCCUAUGUGCUGAAGCCACGUGUUUCCUGAUGGUGGAGGCUACAGCAGGAAUGAAAGAAAGGCUUUUUCAUCUUCCCAGAUACCAUUUCAUCUUUAGUCACCACUCUGGGUUAGUUGUUUAUGCUGCUGUAACAAGUUACUACAAAUUCAGUGGCUUAAAAUGGCCCAGGUUUCUUAUACUUCCAUAGGUCAGACGUCUCAGAUGGGCCUCAGCAGCUGAAGUCAGGUGCCAGCAGGGCUGCGUUCCUUGGGGGAGGCUCUAGAGGAGAAAUGUCUCCUUGCCUUACAGUUCUAGAGGCCACUGCAUUCCUUGGCCUGUGGCUUCCUUUUUCUGUCUUCACAGCCAGCAACGUUAUGUCUCUUUCCCUCUUCUCUGUUCAUCACAUUUCUUUGACAACAGCCAGGAAAGGCUCUCUGCUUUUAAGGACUCAUGUAAUUAGAUUGGCUGUACUAGAUAGUCUGGGAUUAUCUCCCCAUCAUGUGGUCCAUAGUAGCCCCAAAUCCCUGAAGUCCCCUUUGCCAUGUAAGGUGACAUGUCACAGGUUUCUUCUGGAGGCACCAGGGGUGGUCUGUUCUUUGCCUCUUUCACCUCAGAGACACUGCUGGCACCCCUUCACUUACGGCUGUAUCCCUCGGAUCCACUUUUGUCCCGGCAUCUUUUACUACAGGCUGUUAUUCUCUGGCUUUCUUCUUACAGGGACCCUAGUGGUUACAGUUGGUUAGCCUGGUCGUUCAGGGUGAUCUCAUCUCAAAGUGCUUAACCUCAUCACAUCCGCAAAGUCUCUUCUACCACAUAGGGUAACAAAUUCGUAGGUUUGGGGAUUAGAAUGUGAACACUUGAGGGAGCGCUAUAUCCACCACAGUCCACUCCCGCCCGGAGAUUCACGUUCCACAUAAACGUCACCCCUUCCCCAAGUGCUCGGAAUCCUUGGUCCAUUACAACAUCAACCUAAAUUGCAAAACCUUAACCUGCAUCUCACCAGCUCAGAGGUCCCAAAACUCACUUAAAUCAUCGCAGUCAAGUAGGAGUGAGGGAGUUCCCGUCGUGGAACCAUGAGGUUGUGGGUUCGAUCCC
Messenger RNA from Phacochoerus africanus (Common warthog), 2931 nucleotides. RefSeq names its product UBX domain protein 2B (gene UBXN2B). The transcript has 8 exons. The coding region runs from base 1 to 996 and encodes 331 amino acids. Lineage: Eukaryota; Metazoa; Chordata; Mammalia; Artiodactyla; Suidae. Gene Ontology annotation, molecular function: ubiquitin binding. Gene Ontology annotation, cellular component: cytosol; nucleus. The record is from RefSeq and is a predicted model, not a curated record. Gene Ontology annotation, biological process: autophagosome assembly; Golgi organization; nuclear membrane reassembly.